UGCACGCAACAGUCACACCCCCUUUCUCUGAACACCGCAGACUCCAGCCGACACACACGCAUAUGCACACACACAUUUGACAUAAACUGGGCACUACAGUGCAGGCACACAGAAGACAAGGAAGAAAUUGUCUUAAACUUUGCAUUAUUGAACCGCGCUGCCUGGAUGUGACGCGACGACACUGAACCACAACGCCGACCGUUUGAGGUGGGCUGGCUGCAGUGAUGUCCAGAUCCACAAAAUCAGCUUCAAGGUCUCGGAGCCGCUCAAGGUCUCGGUCAAGAUCCCGCUCAACAUCUCGCUCCAGAAGUCGCUCCAGAUCUCGGUCAAGGAAGCGUCACUACCGCUCUAGGUCUCGGUCAUGGUCACGAUCUCGUUCUCCACCUCAUAACCGGGAGAAGAAAUAUCCAAGAGGAUACCAGCAGAACAACCGUGAGUUCCGGGGCUACCACCGUGGCUUCCGGAGGCCGUACAACUUCAGGGGCCGUGGGCGGGGCUACUUCCCACGUGGACGCUUCCAGCGUGGUGGUGGUGGUGGUGGUGGGGGAGGUGGCUAUAACAAUAACAACAACUUUCGCCCCAACUGGAAGAAUUACAAGCAGUACCCUCAGAAACAGCAACAACAGCGGCAAAACCAUUCACGAGGACGCUCUCACAACCUCCAGCAACGCUCAGGAAGCCCCCCUUGUGGUAACUCUCACCGCUCUGACCGAUCUUCCUCGCCAUUAUCCAGACAAUCGCAGCAUUCUUCCUCUUCUUCACACUCUUCCUCUCCCAAAUGCACACCAGCCUUGUUGCUGACUAAUCAAAACUCCAAAGAUGUAAAAGAGGACCUCUUGGCCUCCAAGGAGGUCCAAAAGGGUGGAGGAGGAGGAGAUGAAGAGGCAGUGGAGCUUGUCGGUGAGUUGGCAGGAGAAACCAAAGAAGCCACAGGCAGUGGGAAAACUGAGGGGACCUGGCAGGGCCUGACAGACUGCAGCAGCAGUCCAAAGAGAGCGAGUCCUCUGGCAAGCUCUGCUGUUACUGUUGGUCAGAGCAGCCAAACUAAUAACAAGUCUAGUCCCUCCCCUAAAAUCACAAAUGACAACAGCAAUAGUGCCCCCUCAUGGAAGACGGUGUGUAGUUCAACGAUGACAAAAAAGCCCUCACAUGAAGGACUAAAUCCAAUGCUUUCCAGCUUUGACUUCUUCUCCAGUGAGGAAUACCUGGAUGGAGAUAAAACAGCAAUCUCCAUUGCCUUCAGACAGUUUUUGGAGGAGCAGCAAAAUAAAAAAGCUAAAGCUUUUGAAAAUGGCAGAAGCACAGAAGCAAAUGAUGUGGAUAUGGAACAAGGGAAAGUGAAUGGCAAACCAUCCACGAAUUUCUCUGACUCUGUGUCAAGAAAGCACAAAGAGGACAUUGAUGGUGAGGUGUCCCUGAGCAGCUUUUUGAAAGCUUCUCCUUUUCUGUCUGCUGACGGGGAGGAAGAGGAGGAGAUGAUUACCAAGCCUCAUUCAAAAUCACUUCACAAAGACUGGCACAAUGGGGACGAGUCCUCUAAGUCAAAGAUCAGGGUCACCCAGUCAGCCCGGGGAUUGUUUGAUGAAUGCUUUAGCAAAUGGCAGAAUGUGGCCUAUUCACAGGUAGCUGACAGUGACCUUGACACCAUGACAGAGGACAUGCAUCUUAGUCGAAAGCAGGAUAAAGCAGCGGCCAUGGUUGCUGCCUUUGCCAAGAGUGAGUCAGCAGGAAAACUUGAGGAACUGUCCCCAAACAUGAGUGGCAAAGCCAGGAAGAUGGCAAAAUCUCCUUCCACCGCAUCUCCUACACUGCCACCAAGGAGGAAUUCUGACAGAGAGCUCAGGGGAGAGGACUCGCCUUUCAUGUCCUCAAGAAAACAAGAAACAAAAUUAAAUGUCAGAAUGGAUUUUCUUGGAGAUAGCCUGAUCAGCUCUGAUAUUUUAGCUGAAGAGCGACAGUUGUCUCAGGAUCUUGUUCAGGCCUCAAAAAAGGAUCAGGAGUUUCGCUCUAUCUUUCAGCAUGUUAAGGCUGCACAGUUACAGAGGAGUCCCUCUGAGCUGUUUGCUCAACACAUUGUCACCAUCGUUCACCACAUUAAAGCUCAGCACUUUCCAUCCUGUGGAAUGACUCUAAACGAGCGAUUCACCAUGUACCAAAGAUGCGCUGCAGAGAAGGAAAUGAUGAAGCCAAGAAAAAGCCCAGAGAUACACAGGCGAAUUGAUGUUUCACCAAGAGCUUUUAAGAAACACUCUCAACUUUUUGAGGCGAUGAAAAGCUCAGAGGAUGGCACUUACAAGGAUGGCGGAGAAAAAAUGAAGGGUGACCCAAUGGACCUUCGUUUGGAUAUUGAGCGCCGUAAAAAAUAUUCCACCCAUGACAGAGAUUAUGCCCAGGAUCAGGGGAGAGAUAUGGGAGACUCCCCAGAUUCUAAUAGGGAGAGAACUGAGGAAAAGUUCACCAAAUGCCGUGAGAAAUCAAAGAAAAAUAGGAGGAAGCGCUCUCGCUCAAGUUCGUCCUCGUCUUCCUCAUCCUCUAAGUCCCAAAAAGAAGAUUUGCCUCAUGGCAAGUCUGAUUCCAAAGAUAAAGGCUUUAACAGGGCCCGACUGGGUCAAAGAGAGUCACCAGGACCAGCUGAAAGAGGAAGACCACGUGGAGGAUUUCAAGUCCGAAUUCGUGGAAGGGGCUGGAACAGAGGCAAUUAUCAGGGAAACUGUUCACAAAGUAACAACAUGGCAAACAUGGCAGUACAUCCAAAAAAUGAAGACUGGGACCCAGAGUACACUCCCAAAAGCAGAAAAUACUACUUGCAUGAUGACAGAGAACGGGAAGCAGAGCACAAAUGGGUGGAAAACCGAGGACGAGGACGGGGAAGCUUCUCACGUGGAAGAGCGAGAUUCAUGAUCCGCAAAGCCACUGGGGGCCCCAACACCAAUAGCCCCAAAUGGGCCCAUGACAAGUUCCAGAUCAACGGGGAACAAGGUGACUCCGGGGAAGAGGAGACAGAACAGGACCACAAAGAAGGAGAAAUGGACGGGAUGAAUACUUGAGCAGUGAAGUCGUGAAAUCUUAAUUUUCUUUUGUGUUGUUAAGGGAUUUGACUCAGAUCCACCACAGUGGAUUCAUAAAUGCAGAUUAAAAUGUUUUAAGACUCUUUUAUGCUUUAACUUCAUCUUAGGAUACUCACUUUGACUUGGCACAACAAUUUUCCACAUUAGGAUAAAACUCAUAACUAGUGGAAGCACUGUUAAAGGGUGAAUUGCUGUUUCUCAUAAAAAUGUCAUACUUUUUUGCUUUAUGUGGAUAAGGUGAAUUUUAACGUACAAUAUAACGUACAAUUACAUCAUAGAUCAAAUCAGCUUGUGCCUUAUAGUUGUGCAAAUGAAGAUAUAUGUUGUCUAUAGGUUACAAAAUAAUCUGGGGUUUUUUUUGUUGUUUUUUUUCUUCAAAGCAGGUUUGUUUUGAGCUGUUUCUUGCCUGGAUUAAAAUGACAGCAAUAAGUACACUGUAGCUCAUGUUGACAUAAAAAAAAAUCACUGUUUUAGCCAUAACAACACUCUAGAAGUGACCCUGAUCUGAUAUGGGACCAAACUGUAUGGGGUCACAGGUUAUGCUCUUUAGUCUUUAAUUAUACAGAUUCCAACAGAUCUACAAUACUAGCUAACGACAUAGGUGACUGUUAUUUUAAGGAUAACUACCUGUACAUUUAAUAUGUUACUCACUAAACAUUUUUCUGUCAAACAUUUCUAUAUAUUACAGUAGCUCUUUGCUUGGUGUUGGAUAGCACUAAUCAACAUGUAAUAUUGAUAGUGAUUAUACCUUUUUUCUCCAGAGACAUUCAUUAUAGUUUUUGUACUUGUCUAGGCAGGAUUUCGACUUUGUCUGUAAAGGAAUUGCUAUAGAUUUUUGUUGUGUUUUUCAUUUGCUGUUUGCAAACUUUUCUCUAGCCAAUAAUGAUUUAAUUAAUUGUGUAAAUUGUGUUCAACUGUGUCAACAUUUUGAUAAAAGAGGCUCAAACUUAGCAGUUGUUCAGUCUGUUGUGAAUAAAAAUAAGAAUAAAAAUAUUAUUUCAGUGAUUAGGCUCACAUCUGUUCAUCUAACUGCCCAUAAAAUUGCAUUUUACAAAUUUUGUGCCUUGCUGUGGAUCCACUGGUCUUAUUUUUACAAUGCAGGCCUACAUGUUGAGAUUCACAUGCAGUUGUUUAAAGGUUACCUGCUUGGGAAAUAUAGCGUUUUUUACAUAGGUGUUGUUACUGUUUUUUGUUAGAGACUGUAAAUUAAUUAAAGAGACACUGAUUACUUUAA
This is a messenger RNA of Plectropomus leopardus (leopard coralgrouper), 4302 nucleotides long. It is a transcript of the gene thrap3a, whose product is annotated as thyroid hormone receptor associated protein 3a. Gene Ontology annotation, molecular function: mRNA binding; transcription coregulator activity; DNA binding. Gene Ontology annotation, cellular component: exon-exon junction complex; mediator complex. Gene Ontology annotation, biological process: positive regulation of transcription by RNA polymerase II; mRNA processing. The record is from RefSeq and is a predicted model, not a curated record. NCBI's taxonomy places the organism in Eukaryota, Metazoa, Chordata, Actinopteri, Perciformes, Serranidae.